GUGAGAAUAACGUUCUCUUGUCGGAUGAAUUUUGAUGAUUAUCCCCUGGAUGCCCACACCUGUCAGUUUCAAGUUGGAAGUUACUAUGAUACCUACGAGACAGUAACCUGCAAUUCACAUUUUAUUUAUGACGCAGAGCGUCAGCGCAGCCUUCAACAUUUUAUACAGAUAGAAGAUAUACCAGAGAAAUAUAGAAGCGUACGCUUACCUUCAGGAGAAUAUGCUGCCUGUGGGUUCCAGGUUCGACUUCAGAGAAAGAAAAUGCAGUACAUUGUUCAGGUUUAUCUUCCAACAUCCUUAUUCGUAAUCGUGAGCUGGGUCAGUUUCCUCAUUAAACCUGAGGUUGUUCCUGGAAGGAUGGCUCUACUAGUCACUCUCUUCCUUGUAUUAAUAAAUAUUUUUAACAGUGUCAGGUAGUUCAUUAAAGGGAGUGUGCACUCAACGGAACAAGAGGGUUUGUUGACAAUAGUUUGCAAUUAAAAUUCUAUUGGAGUCGUUGAAUUGUAGUUUUCAUGGUUAUUUCGAGUCUGAAUAAAAGCUGUAAA
Messenger RNA from Eurytemora carolleeae, 545 nucleotides. RefSeq names its product gamma-aminobutyric acid receptor subunit alpha-2-like. Gene Ontology annotation, biological process: nervous system process; monoatomic ion transmembrane transport; signal transduction. Gene Ontology annotation, cellular component: membrane; neuron projection; synapse. Gene Ontology annotation, molecular function: extracellular ligand-gated monoatomic ion channel activity; transmembrane signaling receptor activity; neurotransmitter receptor activity. The transcript is spliced from 5 exons. Lineage: Eukaryota; Metazoa; Arthropoda; Copepoda; Calanoida; Temoridae. The record is from RefSeq and is a predicted model, not a curated record. Bases 25 to 417 code for a protein of 130 amino acids.